AUGACUCGUUCUGAGGCAAGUCGAGCCGACCUUCUGGUCCAAGUUGACGUGAGUACGGCAGCACUGCCCACGCAGGUGCCCCCCACGACCACAUCGAUCCUCCCUAUGGACCUGCGGAUGGUUGACCACCAUCACCAACAGACCCCCUAUGGUUUACUCCCCCAGCCACACCCUGUGCCACCCACCUCCACCGUGUGCCCCACAUCGAAUGAACCGGGCAAUGGGCCAGUCAUUAGCCACCAAGAGCAGCAGCUGCAGCAGGAGCUGGUGGCCCUUAAACACAAGCAGCAGCUCCAGAGACAGCUACUUAUUGCUGAGUUUCAGAGGCAACAUGAACAGCUGUCCAGACAACAUGAAGCCCAGCUACAUGAUCAUAUCCAACAGCAACAGGAUUUGAUGACGCUGAAACAUCAGCAGGAGCUGUUGGAGCAUCAGAGGAAGGUGGAGCAGCAGCGCAAUGAGCAGCAGUUGGAGAAACAGCACCGGGAGCACAAGCUACUGCAGCUCAAAAACAAGGAGCGGGGCCAAGAAAGUGCGGUGGCAAGCACCGAGGUAAAGAUGCGACUUCAAGAGUUUGUCCUGAACAAGAAGAAAGCCCUGGCUCAGCGAAACUUAAACCACUGUCUGCCCAAUGAUCCACGUUACUGGUACGGGAAAACCCAACACAGUUCUCUGGAUCAAAGCUCCCCUCCCCAAGCGGUGAUGUCAGCAUAUCACCAUGCGGUGCUGGGUGCAUACGACUCCAGAGACGACUUCCCACUACGCAAAACAGCCUCGGAACCCAACUUGAAGCUUCGCUCGCGAUUAAAACAGAAAGUGACGGAGCGGCGGAGCAGCCCUCUCCUCCGUAGGAAAGACGGCCCUGUCCCCACCGCGAAGAAACGUUCCCUUGACAUCGCCGAUUCUGCAUGCAGCAGCGCCCCCGGUUCAGGUCCCAGCUCCCCCAACAACAGCUCCGGUAACAUCCCCCAUGAGAAUGGGGUUCCCAUUUCCAGCAGUCCAGGAGAGACGUCCUUGCUUCAGCGUCUAGUUUCGAGGGACGGUUCCGUAAGCCAUCUCUCACUUUACACGUCCCCUUCGCUGCCCAACAUUACACUGGGACUUCCAGCGACAUGCCCGGGAAACACUGCAAUAUCAGGACAUCAAGAUACUGAGAGCCGCCUGGCGCUGCCCGCCGCCUUACAGAAGGGCAUUCCUUUGACUCCCCCUUUCCUGCCGGCUACCCACUUGCCAGCCUACUUGGCAUCUUCAGGUCUGGACAGAGAGGGGGCAGCAAGCGGCGCAGCUGGCCAUGCCCCCCUCCUGCAACACAUGGUGCGGUUGGAGCAGAGCCACAGUCCAAUGGUCGGCUUAAACGGCCUUCCACUCCCGUCGCCUUCUAUCUCCAAGCUGGCGCGGGGCCACCACCCUCUGGGUCGAACCCAGUCAGCGCCCCUGCCGCAGCAGCAGUGCGCACAGGCACAGGCCCUGCAGCAGCUGGUAGUCCAGCAGCAGCACCAGCAGUUUCUGGAAAAGCACAAGCAACAGUUUCAGCAUCAGCAGCACAUUAUCAACAAGAUCAUGUCAAGCGAGCAGAACUCAGCCGCCUGCUCGCCUCCAUCCGUGUCGUCGAGGCAACACCAGAGUCACCCCGAGGAGACGGAAGAGGAGCUCAGGGAGCACCAGGCACUCUCGUCCUCUUCUUCCUCACUAUCUUCCUCUCCGUCCUCCUCCUCUGUGGCCAUCAAGCAGGAGCCUCUCGACCCUCAUGAACAGGAGGACAGGCAGACUGAGCAGGAGAUGCUCUUCCGACAGCAGCAGGCCCUGCUGUUGGAGCAACAGCGUAUUCAGCAGUUGCGGAGUUACCGGGCAUCGAUGGAGGCGGCCGGUUUGUCAGUCAGCUUGGCUGCCCACCGUCCGCUCUCCAGGGCGCAGUCGUCUCCCGCCUCAUCCUCCUUCCCUAUGAUGGUGCCCGAGCCUGUGGUCAAGCCUCGAUUCACUACAGGCCUCGUGUACGAUUCAUUGAUGCAAAAGCACCAGUGUAUGUGCGGCAACACAAACAUCCACCCAGAGCACGCAGGUCGCAUCCAGAGCAUCUGGUCACGUCUCCAGGAGACAGGCCUCAGGGGACACUGCGAGUGCAUCCGGGGAAGGAAAGCCACCCUUGAGGAACUUCAGACAGUCCACUCUGAAGCUCACGUUCUACUGUAUGGCACCAACCCUCUGCGGCAGAAGCUGGACUGCUCCAUUAGUCCUAUGUUUGUGAGAUUACCCUGCGGAGGCAUUGGGGUGGACAGCGACACCAUUUGGAACGAAGUCCAUUCAUCCAGCGCGGCUCGGUUGGCUGUUGGCUCAGUGGUGGAGCUUGUCUUCAAAGUUGCGUCGGGAGAACUGAAGAACGGUUUUGCAGUUGUGCGACCACCUGGCCACCAUGCGGAGGAAAGCACUCCCAUGGGAUUCUGUUACUUCAACUCGGUGGCUAUUGCAGCCAAACUUCUGCAGCAGAGGCUCAAUGUCAGCAAGAUCCUCAUUGUGGACUGGGAUGUUCACCACGGCAAUGGGACGCAACAGGCCUUCUACGCUGACCCCAGCGUUCUUUACCUGUCUCUGCAUCGCUAUGACGACGGCAACUUUUUCCCUGGAAGUGGAGCCCCCGAUGAGGUUGGCAGCGGCCCUGGUACCGGUUUCAAUGUGAACAUGGCUUUCACUGGAGGACUUGACCCACCCAUGGGUGAUGCGGAGUACUUGGCCGCAUUCCGGACGGUGGUGAUGCCAAUAGCCAAUGAGUUUGCACCAGACGUGGUUCUGGUAUCUUCUGGCUUCGACCCAGUGGAUGGACACGCUCCACCUCUGGGUGGAUACACACUUACUGGCAAAUGUUUCGGCUACCUGACAAGGCAGCUGAUGGGUCUGGCAGGCGGUCGGCUGGUGCUCGCCCUAGAGGGAGGCCAUGACCUCACAGCCAUAUGUGAUGCAUCUGAAGCCUGCGUCUCAGCUCUGCUAGGCAACGAGUUGGAGCCUAUUCCAGAUGAGGUACUGCAUCAGAGACCGAACGCCAACGCCAUCCACUCGAUGGAGAAAGUUCUCGAAGCACACAGUAAAUAUUGGCGCUCGCUACAACGCUCUGCCUCCACGCUCGGCUGCUCUUUGAGUGAAGCCCGAAGACGAGACACUGAUGAAGCCGAGACGGUCUCAGCGAUGGCGUCGUUGUCCGUCGCUAACAAGCAUGUUGGAAAAAAGGCUGAAGUAGAACCGAUGGAAGAGGACGCGCCAAUGUAA
Nerophis lumbriciformis (worm pipefish) is the source of this 3258-nucleotide messenger RNA. The record is from RefSeq and is a predicted model, not a curated record. NCBI's taxonomy places the organism in Eukaryota, Metazoa, Chordata, Actinopteri, Syngnathiformes, Syngnathidae.